UAAACCACUGUGCAUUUUUUACAAACAACAUGAAGAUUACCUCCCAUCAGCUGAUGAUAACCAGUCUCGUUUUCAGGUUCAACCUCAGGCUGAUCCCGCUUCUGCUGCUGUUUAUUGGAUACUCUCGCGGGAUGCCACACGUUUUAAGAUUUGGGGGAAUAUUUGAAUCCAUUGAGAGCGGCCCCUCCGGAGCAGAGGAACUAGCCUUUAAAUUUGCCUUGAACACAAUCAACAGGAACCGCACCCUGCUCCCCAACACCACACUCACCUAUGACAUCCAGAGAAUAAACAUCUUCGACAGCUUUGAGGCCUCCAGGAAAGCAUGUGACCAGCUCUCUCUGGGGGUUGCGGCCAUCUUCGGCCCCUCGCACAGCUCGUCGGCCAACGCGGUCCAGUCCAUCUGCAAUGCCCUGGGCGUUCCCCACAUCCAGACCAAGUGGAAACAUCAGGUGUCAGACAACAGGGACUCAUACUACGUCAGCCUGUACCCCGACUUCUCCUCCCUCAGCAGAGCCAUCCUCGACCUGGUGCACUUCUUCAAGUGGAGGACGGUCACGGUGGUCUAUGACGACAGCACAGGUCUCAUUCGACUGCAGGAGCUGAUCAAGGCCCCGUCACGAUACAACAUUCGUUUGAAGAUCCGACAGCUGCCCGCAGAGACCAAGGACGCCAAGCCACUUCUGAAAGAGAUGAAGAAGGCGAAAGAAUUCCAUGUAAUCUUUGAUUGCGGACAUGAGAUGGCCGCCUGGAUACUAAAACAGGCUCUGGCCAUGGGUAUGAUGACAGAAUACUACCAUUAUAUUUUCACCACCCUGGACCUUUUCGCUCUGGACAUGGAACCGUAUCGCUACAGCGGAGUCAACAUGACGGGCUUCCGCAUCCUUAACACAGAAAACUCUCAGGUUUCGUCAAUCAUUGAGAAGUGGUCCAUGGAGCGGCUACAAGCCCCACCCAAACCAGACUCAGGCCUGCUGGAUGGAUUCAUGACGACGGACGCGGCGCUGAUGUACGACGCCGUGCAUGUGGUGGCGGUGGCGGUGCAGCAGUCGCAGCAGAUCACCGUCAGCUCCCUGCAGUGUAACCGCCACAAGCCCUGGCGCUUCGGGGGACGCUUCAUCAGCCUCAUCAAGGAGGCACACUGGGAUGGUCUGACUGGACGGGUUCUCUUCAACAAGACCAACGGACUGAGGACAGACUUUGACCUGGAUGUCAUUAGUCUGAAGGAGGAAGGACUGGAAAAGAUUGGAACAUGGGACCCUCCCAGCGGUCUGAAUAUGACAGAGACUCACAAAAGCAAGACAUCCAACAUCACUGACUCUCUGGCUAACAAAUCCCUGCGCGUCUCCACCAUACUGGAGGAGCCGUAUGUGAUGUUUAAGAAGUCAGACAAGCCUCUGUACGGGAAUGACCGUUUCGAGGGCUACUGCAUCGACCUGCUGAGGGAGCUCUCCGGCAUCCUGGGCUUCCGCUACGAGGUGCGAUUGGUGGAGGACGGCAAAUACGGCGCGCUGGAGGAGAGCACAGGCCAAUGGAACGGCAUGGUGCGGGAGCUCAUGGACCACAAAGCAGACUUGGCAGUGGCUCCCUUGGCCAUCACCUACGUCAGAGAGAAGGUCAUCGACUUCUCCAAGCCCUUCAUGACACUGGGGAUAAGUAUCCUGUACCGCAAGCCCAACGGGACCAACCCCGGGGUCUUCUCCUUCCUCAACCCCCUCUCACCCGAUAUCUGGAUGUAUAUUCUGCUGGCUUGCUUGGGUGUCAGUUGUGUGCUGUUUGUCAUAGCCAGGUUUAGCCCGUACGAGUGGUACAACCCGCAUCCGUGCAACCCAGACUCAGACGUAGUGGAAAACAAUUUUACGCUGCUCAAUAGUUUCUGGUUUGGAGUUGGGGCUCUCAUGCAGCAAGGCUCAGAGCUCAUGCCCAAGGCCCUGUCAACUCGAAUAGUGGGAGGCAUCUGGUGGUUCUUCACCCUCAUCAUCAUUUCCUCCUACACGGCCAACUUGGCCGCUUUUCUCACUGUGGAGAGGAUGGAGUCACCCAUAGACUCGGCCGAUGACUUGGCCAAGCAAACCAAGAUUCUCUAUGGGGUGGUGGAGGACGGAUCCACCAUGACCUUCUUCAAGAAGACCAAGAUCUCUACUUAUGACAAAAUGUGGGAGUUCAUGAACAGCAGGAGGCAAUCUGUCAUGGUCAAGAACGUGGAGGAGGGCAUCCAGCGCGUCUUGACCUCCGACUACGCCUUCCUCAUGGAGUCCACCACCAUUGAGUUCGUCACCCAGCGCAACUGCAACCUCACACAGAUAGGGGGCCUCAUAGACUCCAAGGCUUAUGGAGUGGGAACACCGAUGGGCUCUCCAUACAGGGACAAGAUCACCAUAGCCAUUCUGCAGCUGCAGGAGGAAGGGAAGCUGCACAUGAUGAAGGAGAAGUGGUGGAGAGGGAAUGGCUGUCCAGAGGAGGAGAGCAAAGAGGCCAGCGCUCUGGGGGUGCAGAACAUCGGAGGGAUCUUCAUCGUGCUGGCUGCAGGACUGGUGCUGUCUGUGUUUGUGGCUGUAGGGGAAGUCCUUUAUAAGUCCAAACAGAACGCUCAGCUGGAAAAGCGGUCGUUCUGCAGUGCCAUGGUGGACGAGCUGCGGGUGUCCCUGAAGUGCCAGCGCCGUCUCAAACAGAAGCCUCAGCCGCCCGUCAUCGUUAAGACAGAAGAGGUCAUUAACAUGCACACGUUCAACGACAGGAGACUCCCGGGAAAGGAAACCAUGGCCUGAACGCUGAGCGCGUCCUGAACACACCCUGAACACGCCCCUCAGUACAACCGGGGAGAGGGCGAGGGGGUCGAAUUACCGCUGACUUAACCAGGGACAUAGGUUAGCAGUCAAAACAGUAUUCCUUUUGCCCCCACUUGCUUUUGUAGACAGAUGUUUCCUGUGGAAAUAUAGAUACCUGGGCAGUGUCACCUCACUGUGACGAUCACUUUUUGGGAGGAGUUUCAUGGUGAUGGGAGGGAUCAGAAAAGGACGGAUUCAUGGGUCGGGGUGGUCUGUACGUGGACUGAAAGGGGACCCAAGCGGGUUUGGGACAAAAUAUAGGUCUAUUCCUUACCGGCGGUGGAUUUACACACACACAUAUACACACAUAAACACACUCAUACACUUGACAAGUGCGCAGAAGGGGAAACUAUUGUGACAGUAACACCUCGAGAUGAGUUUGAUAUAGUUUCUUCUGUUGAUGUCAAUACACUUUUGUCUUAUCUCCAUGUGUGUGACCCCAUUGGUACCUCCCUUCAAUGGCCUGAAUUCCUUUGAAAUGCUUUUUAUCAAACACUGAUCAUGAGAGGAAAAGGAAUGUUAGUCAGUGCCAAACGGUUAACUGCGGACUGAUGUAUAAAAGAGCUAUUUACUUUGGAUUCAUCGACGCUGACCUUGUUGAAAUACUCAUCGUUUUCUUCUGUAAUGCCUUUAUCGUGCCAAAGUUCUGCCAUUGUAAUGAACUUUCUGCCAUGCCUAUUACGUUUAAUGCCUCUACAAGCAAUGUAUACUGUCGAAAUUCUCAUUCAUGUCCGUCCUGACACACAGUCUGCAGUUUUCAGUCUGUACCAGUUGUUGUUUAAAAGCAGGAUUUCUACAAAAAUGUUUGUUUUUGUACAAGAACAAGUUUUGUAGUACUUUGUAUCAUGGUAGCCCCUCCUGUGGACAUAAUAUGUAGCAGAUACCCACUCGGCCCUCCAAUUCAGACAACUGGCGGCUGUAGGGCCUCAAACUCUGCUGUGUAGGGUUCAUCUCUCUCAUCUUUCAGAGCUUCGGUCUCUUGUCAGCUCUGUUCAAUGUUGUGAGAUGACAAGCAUACUUGGUAGGUUACCGUAUCAUGGCCCCUGUCUUCCUACCCUACUAGUAUAAUCAUUCAGAUUUCAUUUCCGAGGAUUUUCGAGAUUAAACCCGCACACACACACAUACCCAAAGGCCACUGCUACUGGCAUCGACAUCUCUGCUGUACAUGUAUGGAAAUUAACGCGUUAUUGAAAACACACACAGAUACACUUGAUGAGAAGUGACGGAGAAGACACAGACCUGAAACUAUUUGGUGUUCUACCAGUAUUGCUUGUCAUUUUCCACCCAGCUAGAGCUAGUGGUACAAGUGUAAACGAAUGAAAAACCUGGAAACAUGUAUCAGAAAAGAAUCUUAAGAGGCUGUCUUGUUGAAAUCAAAAAAUGAGCUCACGGAGUUUGUUUGACAUUGAUGCAAGGUUUUACAAAUAAUGUCAUUAAAAAAAAAAGUCAUGGUUGUUUA
Myripristis murdjan (pinecone soldierfish) is the source of this 4284-nucleotide messenger RNA. Its product is annotated as glutamate receptor ionotropic, kainate 2-like. Gene Ontology annotation, biological process: monoatomic ion transport. Gene Ontology annotation, molecular function: signaling receptor activity; ligand-gated monoatomic ion channel activity. The transcript is spliced from 16 exons. Bases 30 to 2765 code for a protein of 911 amino acids. Gene Ontology annotation, cellular component: membrane. The record is from RefSeq and is a predicted model, not a curated record. Lineage: Eukaryota; Metazoa; Chordata; Actinopteri; Holocentriformes; Holocentridae.